Messenger RNA from Carcharodon carcharias (great white shark), 5215 nucleotides. Its product is annotated as lamina-associated polypeptide 2-like. Gene Ontology annotation, molecular function: DNA binding. Lineage: Eukaryota; Metazoa; Chordata; Chondrichthyes; Lamniformes; Lamnidae. The transcript has 7 exons. Bases 55 to 1053 code for a protein of 332 amino acids. The record is from RefSeq and is a predicted model, not a curated record.
GUUAGUGUUUAACCUUAAUUUAUAAACAAGAGUGAUCUGACCCUCGUGCUGAAUAUGUCAGAUAUGGGGGAGAACCAAGAUCCUUCUCAUUUAACUAAAAGCAGACUGAAGAGUGAAUUAAUUGCUCAUAACGUGUCUUUACCGCAGAGGGAGCAGAAGAAAGAGGUUUAUGUGCAGCUCUAUUUAAAACACAUUACUUCUAAGAAUAAGUCAGAAUUGAGGGCGGAUUUUUCCAGCGACGAGGAGGAUUCUUCAGAAGUUAAAAGCACCGAACUGCCCAAACUAAAAGAGGCUGAAGAUAACUAUACAAACAAAAUGGAUGUUACACAGCUGAACAACGAAGAAUUAAAAGAGCAGCUUAUGAAACAUGGAGUUACACCUGGUCCUAUUGUGGCCACUACCAGGAUGGUUUAUGAGAAGAAGCUGUUGAAAUUGAUGGGACAAGGCCCUGCUGUGCCCCCACUCAAACAAAAUGGAACAGGAGAUGUUGAUCAAUACUCAGACAGUGAAGAGGAAGAUGACUUUCCUCCUGAGGGCACCACACACAGCAUAAUUGAUUCUUCAUACCAAAGACAAAGCACAAUGAAAGUCACUGCCACAGCUGCAAGUAGUACAAGCAAAUCAGAACCAAUCCAGUCAAAGGAGAUGGGGGAUGUGCUGACCCAGAUGUUUCCAGAUGAAAUUAAUUCUCCAUCAGGAAUCAAUGCAACACGACGACGACCAAUCAAAGGAGCAGCAGGUCGACCAAUUCAGUACAACUUUGAUGAUCUGCUGACGCGGGCUACAGAGAGACAGAACUAUAAAGAGAGAAGCACCUAUUUGGUUACAAAGGAGAAAAAGCCAACGCAACGUCUCGUACCAGUGUGGCUACAGAUCCUGCUGUUUAUCUUUGUGGUGUUUCUCCUCUUCCUGGUCUAUCAAGCAAUGGAAAGCAAUCAUGAAAAUCCUUUUGCGUACUUUCUGGAUAAAACAGGCAACCCAGCGACAUCUGAACCGGAGCAGCUGGAUACUCGAACCGCACCAGAUGUUGAUCCACAAGUGGCUCCAAAGUAGAUGUACACACCAAAGCAGCAUUGGUCUCAAAAUUGAUUGCAGUAAAGUAGUUAAGCAUUGUUGAACUUCACUGCUUUAAUCAAAUUGAGGGUUAUAUCAUAAUAUCCAGACAUGCCAGUUGUUUUUUUAAAUAAAAAGUUUCUUCCCAACCACUGAUUUAAACCAUGAAGAGGCUGUUAGAUUUCUAAUCUAAGGAAAACUGUUGUCCAAUUUAUUCAAACUGUAUUGGACAGAAAAUUGACAAAAUGGUGGUUUAGCUGUAUGUAUUGUGCGACUUCUGUCUCUAUACCAUCUGAUUCACAAGACAUCAUAACCCUAACAUUUUUAUUGACCUACCCAAAUUAUAAUGUCGAUUCUGUGCCCCAGCAGAUUUUCUCAUUUCAUUCUUUAGCAAUUUCACUGUUUAGCAGUCCCAGCCAUACUAUAACAAAAUUAAAUUUACGCAGUGCCAUUUAGUAUGUACACAUUACUACACAUUUCUGGCACGGUGUCUUGGUCAUUUUACUUUUGGACAGAGAGAAAACCUUGAGAUUAGAAUAGCUUUUUUUUUUAAAAAAAAAUUUGGAUUUUCCAAGUGUUGAGCUUUUCAGUACUGGCAUAUUUAGGGACAAUGGUACUAUAUAUAACUUACUGUUAAUGCUGGCUUAUUAUGUACUCUUAAAUCUGUAGUGAUUUUUUUAAUGUUCUGGGUUAAAUUAUAAUUGAAACUUCAGGAUUAUCUUUAAAAGUGUUUUUGUUUUUUUAAAAAUCAGAAAAUUGUUCCAAGUUGUUAAAUUUAUGGGUAGAAUUCUCUUAACCAGGUUCAUUUUGAUAUGUCUUGGAAAUCAGAUCGCCCAGUUAAAUAAACAUCCAAACUAUUGAAAGAUUCAAUUUUCUUAAGUUUUAUUCAUAAUCAUUUGAAUGUCUAUUUGUUCCAUUUAAUGCAUGGUUUAAUUCAAAACUCUUUGCAUUCAGAAGUGUAUAUAUUCUUCACUUAUCUAUUAUUGAUCACAGUAACUGGGGCACAUCAAGCUAUCCAUCCAGUUGCUGCAUUUUUUAAGAAUAUAAUCCAGUUCAGUCUUUUGAUUUCAUUUUACAGUUUUUCCAUAUGUUGUUUGAUGCCUAUUGUCAGUAAGUAAUGGGUAAAGAAAAAUUUGUGUUUCCAUUUCUCAGGUUGUAAAUCUGUCUUCCCUCCCACUGCUCUAUUCCCUAUUGUUUACAUGUUCAGGCAGUGGCCAAAUCCCCUGCUGGAGUAAUAGAAUCAACAUAAAUAGCUUCAAAACCUGUAAUGUUGGGAUUGAUCGUUGUUGAGAUCAGUGAGUAACAAUGAGAAAUGUUCAGGACGGAUGUUAAUGCAGUGUGCUUGAUGAUUGAUGUGCUGUCCCAGAUCAGUGAGGUAUGAAUUUCUGAUUAUCUUUGCCUCAGAGAGGGUACUGGUCAAAUUACCCAAGCUGUGUUCAUGUCCCUUGUAGCAGCAGACUGCGUAGCGGUAGGUGCCUAGGAGCGACAUUGCUACCUAGCAGGGAAUAUGGAGAGAAAAAGACCAAAAGAAAAGUCUUAUCAAGCUCUUCCAGUUAAAAUGUGGCUUUCGGAUAUUGACAAGAGCGAGAUGUUUCCUGACUCCAAUGGCUUUGCAAAUUUUAGAAACUACUGGUGUUCUGUUUUUCUUUAAAAGAAAUAAUUGAUGUUAUUCCCGUAAUGUUACAUCACAUGCUUUACAAAUUGACAUCUUUCAUGAUAUAAGCUUACCUGUAUCUGUCUGCCUUAAGCUUGAAUUUCAAAUAUUACCAACAGACCUGGGGGUGAUUUAUCAGAUACUUUGCUUCCAGUGUUGAACCUGGAUCAAGAAAAGCAGAAAUUGAACAACUUUGUGUAGAAGUUAAUGGACCCAGUUUGGUGCUCCCAAUUUUCCAUUAAGCUUUCCUGUGAAAUGAGACUCUGCAAAAUGUGAGCUGGGUCUCUGGAAUGUUUAUCCGCAGAGUUACAUUACAAAAUGAUGGGGGGGAUAAAGUCAACAAAACCCUAAUGUUUUGUAUUUUUCCCCUAAAAUAUUACAUAUUGCUGAGUAUCCUGAAUGUUGAGAACACCUUGUAAUAGUUUGGAUCCUAAUUGUGCUGCUUUUCUUUAUAUUGCAUGGGAGUUGUAUAGGCCACCAAAACUAAUGGGCCCCCUAAUCUAACUAAUGUCUACAUUUAGUAUUAAUAUGUCAGAUUUUCAUGAUCUUGCAAAGGCAACAUGCUGGCUGUUCUUGUUUUUCUCUUUAAAAAAAAACUAAAAGUAUAAAAUUCAUGAAAAAGUAGAGAGGCAUUCUUGAAAGUGUGUUAUAUAUUCUGUUUUAGUAACCUAGUACUUUAAAACACGUGGAAUUUCCAUUGUGUAUUUUUGAAUUUUUAAUUACUAUUCCUCUUUGUGAUGUAGACAUUUCAGCUGAUGUUUUUUUAUGGAGGGUGCGUUUCCUAUCAUAGAUGCAUAAUGCAGGCACAAGCCAUGGUGAUCUUCCAACUCCAAAAUAACCUAACUGCAAUAGCCCCUUGUAUCUGUAUCUGUGGCAAGGCUGUAGAGUUCACUGUGGAGCAGAUUUCCAACUUAACAUGCCCUAAGUCCAUCUAAGCAUCAAUUUCAAAGUUAACUGGAGCACACCUUUGCUUCCUGUAAACUGUCUUUUAGAAAGGUUCUGGGAUAUGUUUUUCGGAGUUGGCUAUAAAUAUCACCAAAAAAGCUUACCUGCACCCCAAGUUAUUAUUAACAAUGCUAUCGGUACACUGCACCUACUAAUACACAGUGAGGUUCACGUACACAAUGCUUAAUAUGCAGAGGAAGGGGCAGCUUCGCUUGCUGGAUAUUGGUCCAAAAUUACGAAUGCUGUUCUUCUGUCAAUGCACCUUUUUGUGAUUUUACUGUGUGAAUUUAUGCGUUCUUUUUGUAAUGAAUCCUGUUCAAUUUUCAUUGUAAAAACUUUUUAUCUUUGUGUAUUUAGAUAAAGGUUAGCUGAUCCAGGGAAGAAAAGCAUUGUCAGACUCCUACAACAUGGUUCAUUGCUGCAGAAUUUUAUUUUUUAACUAUUCAGGCCUGAUUCGAUUUCUGAUUGUGUGUGCCAGUUAAGGUUUGCCACUACAAUAAUUUUAAUAUUAGACAUUUGGUCUUAUUUUGUUUUAUUUUGGGAAGAAGGGAAAAAAGAAUCCUCAAAAAUGUUAAAACUCAGUAAGAAUUUUUGCAUAGUUUUCAAUUCUGUCCUCAAGUGGUGAAAUACAAAGUUCCUGGUACACAGGAUUUUUUUUAUAGUUCAAUCGUUGAAACUCGAAAUUAGAAUAUUAAAACGGUGGCACAUCAAUAAGCUUGACUCCAUUAAAUAAAUAGCAUAAAGACCAUAAUGUUCUUUAUUGCACAGCUUGUCAAGCAGUUUCCAAACCCUAAGCACAGACCGGGCCUGCAACACUGCGGUAAUACAGAACUGAAAAUUUUCCAUAUGUUUGUAAAAUUACAACUUAUGUUGCUUUUUUUUUAAAUCUACAUCCAUAUCCUUUUGAAUGAAACUAAGAUAAGAAUUGAUUUUUUUUUUUCAAUGAAUUGCAGAUUUGAAAAUACCACCUGUAUUCUUAGGAUACAGAUUUGCAUUCUAGGAAUGGGAAAAAAUGUUGCGUUGAUUAAUUCUUGUUACUUGAAGUGUGCCUUUUGGACACUGUUGAAUUUAGCAUGUUUGAUUGACCUGGAGAAUUGUUUCCAAACACAACUUCUCCUGUUUUGUGUAUUUUCUACAGUUGUUUCUGGUUUCCAAGUGGCUUUAAGCAGCUAAAAGGCACCAGCUUUUAGUUCCAAUGGAUAAUUGGGAAAAUAAAUCAUUGUGGACUUUUAAUGUACUAAAAGUAGUGCAAUGUUGUAUGUAGCCCAAGCUACAAAAGAUAUCUUGCAAGCAGCUCAGUAACUAUAUUUUCUACUGGUUUGGAGCUGUUUUGCUAAUGUCCCCUCAAAGUUCAAACAGGACCUGAGAAACACCAUUUUGUUUUAUCCAUAAGUGGUGUCCAAUUGGCUCAGCAUUCACAUCUUAACUCCUGUUUUUCUCAUUUGGCAAUGUUUCUAUCUAAAGUGCUUUGUUUUGGAAAUUUUUUAAUGCUAGCUCUUGUCUUGAAUGUGCCUUAUUUAUUAAAUUCCUUAUCCAAAUUUAAAUAAAGUUUGUAUAUUUAAA